UGUGACGCUCUGCAGGAUUAUUCAGAUUGGCUUUAGCUAGGUCUUGCUGUUGUUGCAGUUUGGAGGUUAAUGUCCACGAAACAUUAAGAGUUGUGGCGUAAAGAUAAUGGCGGCGGCGUUAGACGCUCUCUGGGAAGACAGAGAUGUUAGAUUUGACAUCACUGCGCAACAGAUGAAAACCCGUCCAGGUGAAGUGUUGAUCGACUGUCUGGACUCAAUUGAAGAUACGAAAGGAAAUAACGGAGAACGAGGACGGCUAUUGGUGACUAACCUGAGAAUCAUUUGGCACUCUUCGGCUCUGCCAAGAGUCAACUUGUCUGUUGGUUAUAACACUAUUAUUAACAUCACAACAAGGACCGCACACUCUAAACUGAGGGGUCAUACUGAAGCACUCUACAUCUUAACAAAGUCCAACAACACAAGAUUUGAGUUCAUUUUUACCAACCUGGUCCUCGGAAGUCCCAGGCUCUUUACCUCUGUCAUUGCUGUACACAGAGCUUAUGAGACCUCUAAGAUGUACCGAGACCUGAAACUGCGAGCUGCUCUUAUUCAAAACAAGCAGCUUCGACUCUUGCCUCAGGAGCAAGUAUAUGAUAAAAUCAAUGGGGUCUGGAAUCUCUCCAGUGAUCAGGGUAACCUGGGAACCUUCUUUAUCACCAAUGUUCGGAUUGUGUGGCAUGCCAAUAUGAACGAGAGUUUCAACGUCAGCAUUCCUUACCUGCAGAUUUGGUCCAUCAGAAUAAGAGACUCAAAGUUUGGCCUGGCUUUGGUCAUUGAAAGUUCCCGACAGAGUGGAGGAUAUGUGCUUGGGUUUAAAAUUGAUCCGGUGGAGAAGCUGCAAGAUGCUCUCAAAGAAAUCAACUCUUUGCAUAAAGUUUACUCUACAAACCCAAUUUUUGGAGUGGAUUAUGAAAUGGAGGAAAAGCCCCAGCCGCUGGAAGAACUGACUGUGGAACAGCCUCCUGAUGACGUGGAAAUUGAGCCCGAUGAACAGACCGAUGCGUUCACUGCCUACUUUGCUGAUGGGCAUAAGCAACAAGACCGUGAAGCAGUUUUUUCCGAUGAGCUUGGCCUCGCCAUUGAGAAGCUUAAGGAGGGUUUCACGCUUCAGGGGCUGUGGGAAGUCAUAGGCUAAAACAACAUGAAACAUCUGUUCUCUAUGUACAGACAAGUGUGCAUUUAUUUAUUGUUUAUAGGCCAAUAUUAAAGUUGCAUAGAUCAUUUGUAGAUACUUUGUAGAAAAAAAAAAAGAGUAACUUGAAUUGUAUGCUUUUUUGUUUGUUUAGCUUAUGUUGCAGUUUUUAAAUGCUGUGCAGACAGGGUUUCCUCGCCACCCGACAAAGUGUGGAAUUUCUUUCUCGUCUAUUCCUAACGUCUUUUCUUUCUUCCUCCAUUUCUUGUUUUCCUUCCUUUCUUCAUUUUUUCCUACCUCUCUACCUACCUUUCCUUCUUCUUUCCUUAUAAAAGAAAGGAAGUAAGUUUCUAUGUUUUGGCCAUCACUCAUCUGCUCACGUCUGAAAUGUUUGUCAUAAAGUUGUAUUAACAUAAAAAUAAUGUUUAGCAACCCUAUAAAAGCCUCUUAAGAAUAAAAUUUAUUUAAGUAAACA
Molecule: messenger RNA, 1607 nt
Organism: Poeciliopsis prolifica (blackstripe livebearer)
Lineage: Eukaryota; Metazoa; Chordata; Actinopteri; Cyprinodontiformes; Poeciliidae
Gene: bbs5
Product: Bardet-Biedl syndrome 5
Exons: 12
Coding region: 107-1135 (342 amino acids)
Biological process (GO): cilium assembly; intracellular transport
Cellular component (GO): BBSome; ciliary basal body
Molecular function (GO): phosphatidylinositol-3-phosphate binding
Source: RefSeq, a predicted model, not a curated record